Messenger RNA from Chara braunii, 750 nucleotides. Lineage: Eukaryota; Viridiplantae; Streptophyta; Charophyceae; Charales; Characeae. The record is from the annotation of a GenBank genome assembly.
CCCGUCAUUCAACACGACCGUGCUCUUUGCUUGCAACGGCGGUCUCCUUCCUCAGUCUUCUUCUCCCAAGCUCCACCCUCUGCCCUCUCUGCCCCCCUCGCUCAGGUGCCGCUUGCGCUCAUACGAUGGCGCUCCCGAGGACUGCUCUGCUGCUGGCCAUUCCGCUAAUUUGCCUUGCCCUCUCCGCCGCUAUCCCAUCCGUUCAUGGUCUCCGCCGCCUGACAUCGGGCUGUGGCGGUUGUCCAUCGUCCUGCGACACGGCGCUGAAGGGAUGCGAUUUUUACUUUUAUGGUCACGAGAACAACGUGCCCAAGAUCAAACUCAUCCGUAAGGGAGACAAUACCAUCUACGUCCGAUGCGGCCAUAUUCUGCACCGAGUUGGGUACGACACUCGGCCCGUGAAGGUUGUGAACUCGGCCAACUGCGCGAUUCUCCAGGGACAGACGUGGAACACGGAUGCGUGCCAGCAUCGGCUGUACGGCAAUGGCAGGCACCUCGCGUCUCGYGAGUUCAACGUUGGCAAUCCCAGCGACUUCCUGAACGCGUGCAUCAAGGUCCAGAUCAGCGCGGCGCAGUACCAGGACGGAGGAAACUUCAAUAACGGUCACAAGAACCCUAGGGCCUGCAUCGUGGUGAAGACCGAGAGGUCCUUCGGGUAAUUGCAGCGGAUCGGCCGAAGAAAGGAGAAGAUCGGUAGAUAGGGUAAAUAACGACUGUAGCAAUCAUGUUUGUGGUCUUGUGAACAAGAGU